UUGAAAGCUUUAAGCUUAAGAAAACAAGUAAUCCCAUGGGAAGAUCAAAGUUAAAGAGAAGUAGUGGGCUAUCAUCAAACAAAGGAUUUGGGGGAGUACUUAGAGAGCAAAGGGCAAGGCUAUACAUAAUUAGGAGAUGUGUGAUCAUGCUCCUUUGUUGGCAUGAGUAGUAGUGUACAUAUAAAACCCUCUUGGGUUGGCAUAGUGGUAUUAGCUUGGGAUCUGGGAGUGUGCUCCUCCUUGAAGUCUCAGAUUCGAUUCUCUCCAGUGUUAAUUUAGGUGGGCUAAUUUAGUU
Messenger RNA from Medicago truncatula (barrel medic), 295 nucleotides. RefSeq lists its product as uncharacterized. Gene Ontology annotation, biological process: negative regulation of cell population proliferation. NCBI's taxonomy places the organism in Eukaryota, Viridiplantae, Streptophyta, Magnoliopsida, Fabales, Fabaceae. The transcript has a single exon. The coding region runs from base 36 to 170 and encodes 44 amino acids. The record is from RefSeq and is a predicted model, not a curated record.